CCGGAAGUGGUGAACACCGGGCGUCAUUUUCAAAGCUCGUUAACGGCUGUUGUCUUGGUGCUGCGUUCCGAACCUGUAAACAAUAAAAUGUCUAGCUACUAAUAAACUUAACCGGUGAUGUUACCGUGAUGGUUUCACUAUAGCAGCCAACCGACUCCCGUGUAGAUUGUAUAUUGACUGAAAACUGAAAACAUGAUGGACAACCUGGAUUUCUCAGAAGAGGAAAUUCAAGAACAACUGGCAGCCCUGGGCUACAAAAACAUACCAAAACACAGGCUGCUUGAAUUCAAGCAAGAUCUCGAUGAACUGGUUCGACACGGAGAAUGGAAAAGCCUGGCCUCACCCGCUCAGAUAAACAACGCCACAUCUCAGCCGAGCCCUCCUGCCUUCACCAAAGAGAAAGUCAGUCGGUGCUCUGGUGACGGAUUCUUCUUACAUGCCGCACAAGCAGACCUUGACAGACAGGUGCUCAACACCUGUCAGAACAGAGAGUACGGGCGGCAGCAGGGAGGCUGCGACUCGUACGCUCAACACUCGGUGGCUCUGAAUCUCCGCCUGCCUGCAGGUGCUCCCAGCAGGCUGCAGGUGGAGGAGGAUCCUGACGACACCCUCCACCCUCCGCUCAGUGACAGCUGCACAUCCACGCCUGACUCCCACAGGGGACGCUUCAUCAGGAGGAAAGUCCUUAGGAAACAUAAAGGACAGUCGCUCGUCUGCGAUGAAUCCGUCUACAGUGAAGACUCAGACGCAGCGAGCUGUCUGGAGGAGCGGCUGGCGGAGCUCCAUUUAUCCACGUCGGCUCAGCGCCACUUUGAGACGGAGAGCGAAGACGCCUCCAGUCAGAGCGACGCGCAGCGCUCGGAGACGGAGGGACUCUCUUUGAGCGCCUUUGAAUCCUACAUAAGAGGCAUGACUCGAACCCAAAGUGACGGAGACCUCAGGCCCAAACCCAAAUCCUUCAUCCGACCAGUGAUCAGUCAGCAAACUGUAAAGAAGACGGACCCAGUAGCCAAGUACUUCCAGUACAAGCAGCUCUGGGAAAUGUUUAAACUUCCAGGAGAGCAGGACAGAAGAGCGCUCCGCUCGGAGAUAAAGGAACAACUUGCAUAUCAACCUCCAGCGCCUAAACCUCGGAGGGUUUACGUCCCGAACAGCUACGUCGUGCCAACAGAGAAGAAGCGUUCGGCGCUCCGCUGGGAGAUCAGGAACGAUUUAGCCAACGGUGUCCUUCCACACAAGUUCAGUUAUCGAUUCUAGACCGGUUGCUCUUUUUACAAACUUUUAAUACAACUUUGCAUUGUGUGUGUGUUUUUUUUACAAUUGGCAUUAUUUAUUCUGUUUUUGAUAAGCACAAUAAACACAUAAAGAAAA
Cottoperca gobio is the source of this 1371-nucleotide messenger RNA. It is a transcript of the gene hyls1, whose product is annotated as HYLS1 centriolar and ciliogenesis associated. Gene Ontology annotation, biological process: cilium assembly. The transcript has 12 exons. The record is from RefSeq and is a predicted model, not a curated record. Gene Ontology annotation, cellular component: centriole; non-motile cilium. Lineage: Eukaryota; Metazoa; Chordata; Actinopteri; Perciformes; Bovichtidae. Bases 193 to 1257 code for a protein of 354 amino acids.